Messenger RNA from Ricinus communis (castor bean), 1190 nucleotides. RefSeq lists its product as uncharacterized. The record is from RefSeq and is a predicted model, not a curated record. Lineage: Eukaryota; Viridiplantae; Streptophyta; Magnoliopsida; Malpighiales; Euphorbiaceae. The transcript is spliced from 6 exons. Bases 232 to 978 code for a protein of 248 amino acids.
AGCCUCAAUUCAAAUGUAUGAAUACGGGUAAUUACCCGGAUCCAUAUUCUGCAAUAAAAGAAAAAGUAUACAUUUUGAAAAUCGGUAAUAUAUAGACCAAAUCCACGUCAAUAAUAUCACACUUCCCAAUACAGGCUGCGAAACUCGAGAAUCUGCCUUCUUUCUUCUCUCUGAUCGCUCUCCGACGCUGGCGGCGCAUGUUAGUGAGAACCACCACAUCAGGUUGCAGAUAUGAUAACUGUCUGCUUCACCACUACUACUACUACUUCUUCUUCCAUUCUUAAACCUCUUUCUCACUUGCCCCGUUCACUUCCCAAACUUAAUCACCACACUAGAGUCCUUAUCAAGAAAAAAUCACUAAAAAACAAGGGAAUAUGCAGAGCAGAAUUCUCUCGGGACGCUCCUUUUGCUGCUGCAAUUGGUGCCUGUAUGUUAAGUUCGUUGCUUUUACCCAAUGCUGUGAACACUGACGACGAUGGUGAUUCCGCUAUUGAUUCUACCGAUGCUAGAUUGACUGCUAUGGGAAUCAUUAGUUUCGUUCCUUACUUUAAUUGGCUGAGCUGGGUAUUUGCUUGGCUUGAUACUGGGAAACGGCGUUAUGCUGUCUAUGCUCUUGUUUACUUGGCUCCAUAUCUCAGGUCUAAUAUGUCCUUGUCCCCGGAGGAGAGUUGGCUGCCUGUUGCUAGCAUUGUUUUGGGUAUCAUUCAUGUCCAGCUUGAAGCAAGUAUAAAAAAUGGAGAUAUUCAGGGAUUUCAAUUUUUUAACGAAGCUGCAAAUUUUCUAACGAAAAAGAAAGAAAUAAAUUUGAAAGAUCAUCAAGAACUAUACGAGGAGGGGAGGCAAGAACAUGAGAAUCUGCCAUCCGCUGAAGAGCUAAGAAAUGAGAUUCCAAAGUCAGGAGUUCAUAGGAAGUCCUCAAAACAUCCUGAAAACUCACAUGGCGGUUGGGAUGAUGGGGAGGAGAGGAAGAAGCAUUAGAGAUCAGCCUUGUAAUUCAUGCGACUGGGUUGCAAGCUAUAAAUUUUCUUGGCCAUCUGUCCGUUGGGUAAACUAGCAAUACAUCGAUGGCUUGUAAAUUAGGUUUUCGUUUAGACCCUGUCAGAAAUGCUUACAAGUGACAGGCAAAAUUUAGAAGUGGCAGACUUUGAUUACAGCAAUGAAACGCAUUAAAAAUCUUCCCUGGCUGGCUA